Molecule: messenger RNA, 621 nt
Organism: Penicillium samsonianum
Lineage: Eukaryota; Fungi; Ascomycota; Eurotiomycetes; Eurotiales; Aspergillaceae
Product: sugar O-acetyltransferase
Exons: 3
Coding region: 1-621 (206 amino acids)
Molecular function (GO): acetyltransferase activity
Source: RefSeq, a predicted model, not a curated record
AUGAUACCUAAAACCGAAAAAGACAAUGAGAGCAUUGAGCAGGCUAAGACCCUCCAUAAUCGGUUUUGGGGAGAGGAAUAUGAACGAAUGAUAUCGGGGAUGCUAUACAACCCUCUAGGCCCCGAACUCAUAGAGGGCAGGUCUCGAGCAAGACGUUUAAUGGCGAUAUUCAACGCACCGCUUUUAUUGGAAGCCUCCACAUCGCAAGUAGUCUCUCAGCGAGAAGACAUACUUCGAGACCUCUUUGGUCGUGUUGGGCCAGGAGUAUACAUUGAGCCUCCGCUAUUCGUGGAUUAUGGUUGCAAUAUCAGUAUAGUCUUCACUGUACUGGACUGUGGCUUAGUUUCCAUUGGGGAAAAUGUCAUGAUUGGGCCUAAUGUCAACAUCAUCACGGGAGAACACGAGACGGGGAUCGAAACGCGAAAGGCACAUAAAGGACUGGAGUUUACGGGACUCAUUGUUAUUGGAGAUGAUUGCUGGAUUGGAGCUAAUGUGACGGUCCUGGCUGGAGUCACCAUUGGCCAUGGAUCUUCCAUCGGUGCUGGCUCCGUGGUGAAACGGGAUAUACCAGCUUUGAGUGUUGCAAUGGGUAGUCCUGCUCGAGUCAUUAGGUCGGCAUGA